AUGAUUGCUCAGAUAUAUGUGGAUGACAUAGUGUUUGGAGGAAUGUCGGAUACAAUGGUAAAACACUUUGUUGGUCAAAUGCAGACUGAAUUUGAAAUGAUUAUGGUUGGGGAACUGACUUACUUUCUUGGUCUUCAAAUCAAGAAAAUGGAAGACUCCACAUUCAUGUCUCAAAGCAAAUAUGCCAAGAAUACAGUAAAGAAAUUUGGUAUGGACAAUGUGAGUCAUAAAAGAACUCCUGCACCAACUCAUAAAAAACUAUCUAAAGAUGAAGGAGGUAUAAGUGUUGACCAGAGUCUAUACAGAAGCAUGAUUGGUAGCCUGUUAUAUCUGACAGCCAGCAGACCAGAUAUUACAUUUGCAGUUGGAGUGUGUGCCAGAUAUCAAGCAGAGCCAAAGGCAAGUCACUUAAAUCAAGUCAAGAGAAUUCUUAAAUAUGUAGAUGGGACUUCAGACUAUGGCAUGCUGUACACCAACGGAAGUAACCCUGUCUUGACUGGAUACUGUGAUGCUGACUUGGCUGGAAGUGCUGAUGACAAAAAAGCACAUUUGGAGGAUGUUUCUUUCUAG
This is a messenger RNA of Vicia villosa (hairy vetch), 570 nucleotides long. RefSeq lists its product as uncharacterized. NCBI's taxonomy places the organism in Eukaryota, Viridiplantae, Streptophyta, Magnoliopsida, Fabales, Fabaceae. The transcript has a single exon. The record is from RefSeq and is a predicted model, not a curated record. The coding region runs from base 1 to 570 and encodes 189 amino acids.